Messenger RNA from Nothoprocta perdicaria, 2834 nucleotides. It is a transcript of the gene STK25, whose product is annotated as serine/threonine kinase 25. Gene Ontology annotation, molecular function: ATP binding; protein kinase activity. Lineage: Eukaryota; Metazoa; Chordata; Aves; Tinamiformes; Tinamidae. Bases 13 to 1293 code for a protein of 426 amino acids. The transcript has 11 exons. Gene Ontology annotation, biological process: protein phosphorylation. The record is from RefSeq and is a predicted model, not a curated record.
GAGCCCGCCGGGAUGGCCCAUCUGCGGGAAUUCGCCAGCCAGCACUCCAGGGUGGACCCCGAGGAGCUGUUCACCAAGCUGGAGCGCAUCGGCAAGGGAUCCUUCGGYGAAGUGUACAAGGGCAUCGACAACCGCACCAAGGAGGUGGUGGCCAUCAAGAUCAUYGACCUGGAGGAGGCCGAGGAUGAAAUCGAGGACAUUCAGCAGGAGAUUACAGUGCUCAGCCAGUGUGAUAGCCCCUACAUCACCCGAUACUACGGCUCCUACCUGAAGGGCACGAAACUGUGGAUCAUCAUGGAGUACCUGGGAGGAGGUUCAGCCCUGGAUUUGCUAAAGCCUGGGCCUCUGGAAGAGACUUACAUAGCUACUAUCCUACGGGAAAUCCUGAAGGGUCUGGACUACCUACACUCGGAGAGGAAGAUCCACAGGGACAUCAAAGCUGCCAACGUGCUGCUUUCGGAACAAGGAGAUGUGAAACUGGCCGACUUCGGCGUGGCUGGGCAGCUGACAGACACCCAGAUCAAGAGAAACACCUUUGUYGGGACGCCGUUCUGGAUGGCGCCAGAGGUCAUCAAACAGUCGGCUUAUGACUUCAAGGCAGACAUCUGGUCCCUUGGAAUCACAGCCAUUGAACUAGCAAAGGGAGAGCCCCCGAACUCUGACUUGCAUCCUAUGAGGGUUCUCUUCCUCAUCCCCAAAAAUAACCCUCCGACGUUGGAAGGACAUCACAGCAAGCCCUUCAAGGAGUUUGUGGAAGCCUGCCUCAACAAGGAUCCCAGAUUUAGGCCGACGGCUAAAGAGUUGCUAAAGCACAAGUUCAUCACGCGCUACACCAAGAAAACCUCAUUCCUCAUGGAGCUCAUCGACCGCUUCAAGCGCUGGAAGUCCGAGGGCCACGGGGAGGAUUCCAGUUCUGGUGACUCUGACAUCGAUGGAGACACAGAAGAUGGAGACCAGGGUCCAAUCUGGACGUUCCCACCAACUAUUCGCCCCAACUCCUUGGGCAAGCUGCACAAAGGAAUGGCCCUUCACGGUUCCCAGAAGCCUAGUGAGCCCAUCAAGAGGCAGCCGCGGUCACAGUGUCUCUCCACCCUUGUCCACCCGGUUUUUGGGGAGCUGAAGGACAAGCACAAGCAGACCGGAGGCAACGUGGGAGCCAUGGAGGAGCUGGAGAACGCCUUCAGCUUGGCCGAGGAGUCCUGCCCAGGCAUCUCUGACAAACUCAUAGCACACAUGGUGGAGCGGGUGCAGAGGUUUUCACACAGUCGGAACCACCUGACUUCUGCCCGCUGACACCCACAUUCCCUGCUGCUGUUUUGAGGAGGGAAGAAAGGAUUUUUCUUUUUCUGUUUWCUUUUUGUUUUUCUGGCUUCAUAAGAGCUACACAUGAACCCCGACCACCAUCUGCUGUUGGAUGUAACAUGGUGUUACGGACUCCAGGACAUUUCAGAGCCUUCAUGUACACGUGUUUCCAUGAUAACCCAGGGUGGGGUUUGCAAUGCAAGUACAAUUUAGACCUUUUGCAGAGCCCGAGACGGGCGGUCUAAUUGUUUUUACAAUGUACUCGAUGCCGUUUUUAAUUGUUUCCCUCUGGCUGUAUCCAUUUUGGCUUGGUUUGGUUCACAGCUUCUUCUAGGUAAGUGCCGGGAGAGUGGCUUYGCAGUGAAAGCUCCGUUUUCAAAGGCACCUCUGAUGGUGGGUUCAGCCUCCUGCCCUUCCCAAGGAGUGUCUGGGAGCGGUACCGCCACACGCUGCUUGUUCACCAGGAUCCUUUGGACUCCUUCACAUGCUGGGAAAGAAAAGCGUUCAGUGGCAGUGGGCUGAAACGUUGGAGCUUGUUGGGGGGGGGUCUCUGCUUGCUCCUCCUGUCACAGGAGGGUGGAGGCGCUGCCUGUGCUCCUCUCUUGGUGUCUUGGGCCUCAGCAAAGGCUGCCGUGGGGCAGYGCAAAGAGGUUGUGCUCUGGUCUGGAAGGGCUGAGGAGCAGAUAAGGGUCCUCUCCUUGCUGCUUUCUGCAGCCCAGGGGGCCACAUCAGUGGCUUUUGGUGGCCCUGGACUUUAAGUUGAGUGGCCACCCCAUGGUGCUUGCACCAGUGUUGCAGAAGGGUUUAAAAAAAGGAUGGGGGAUAAGAAAACCAAAGGCACUGACAGGGCUUCAGUUCCUCAAAAGGCAAUUUCACCUUUCCUAGAGGUUUUUGAGGCAAAAAAAAAAAGCCCCUGUCCUCUGCAAGAAGGUGAAAAUCAGAUGGGAAASAGCAGCAGUGUCUGGCUGUUGCAGUUUGGGUAGCAAAUCUGCCCCAGGCCCCCAUCCCCUUCCUCUCAACAUUCCCACACCGKCUCUGCUUGCAGUUUGGGAGCUAAACUGAAGCCAGGGCUUUGCUCCAGGUGCUGCUAACGUCAGCAGGGAGAUUAAAGUUGCUGCUGCAUCAGYGAGUUGCAGCGGAGCCACCCCAUGGCGCUUUGCUUUAUCGGACUAGUUCCUCGAGCAGAUCUUUAAUUCAGGUUGAUGAUCUUAAAUCUCUCCUCGAGAGGUCCAGGAAACCAGAUGUAGGACGCUGACUCCUGGGCGCUCUAAGCGUAAGGAGGUUGCUGUUCAGUCGGCGCGAGUCGGAGACCCCCGAGGCUCCUCUGAAUGACGCGGCUGCCCYGCGAGCCGCCGAGAGCUGCUCGGCGUUCCUGUUCUUCAAGCUAGGCCCCUUUGUGCGUGAGCAAGCUGAGACUUUCCUCUUUUUUGGUACUUGGAUUCAGGUUUUAAGUGUUGUUGGGCUCAGAGGGAGCACCCGUUUCUGCCGUGCCGGGGUCCUACGGCCGCUGWAGUGUCCCGCUCCCCUUUACC